GUUAAAAAUUGUGGACUAAAUUCUCAAUCCUAGGCUGAGUAGGUUUUUGAAUAUGACAGCAGGCAAGAAUUCCUGAGCAAUAAAAAUUUAAUUUGCUAAAUUUCUUUAAAAGAUAACUUUUUAAAAAAACAUGGGCUUUGAGAGAGUUGGAACCUGGAGACAAUUCUUACAUUGGGGCCCAAUUCUGGCCCUGUCUGUGAUCUUCACAAUCAGCCUGGUGGCCAUCAGGUGUCAUGUGAUGUGGUGGCCCCCGCUCAUGAGCCUCGGAGCUUUUGUUAACUUCUCCUGUUUCUUGUCAUGGGUGGCUCUCACUCUACACAACUAUUUUUCUGCCUGUAUUAAAGGACCUGGCUUUGUCCCCAUCAUGUGGAAACCAAAAAAUCCACAACAUGAACAGUUCCUCCAAUACUGUGAAGCUUGUCAGGGCUACAAAGCUCCUAGGUCCCAUCACUGUCGAAAAUGUGGCAGGUGUGUAAUGAAAAUGGACCAUCACUGCCCAUGGAUAAAUACAUGUUGUGGUCACUUGAACCAUGCCAAUUUUUGUUGGUUUCUAUUAUUUGCCCCAAUAGGCUGCUUGCAUGCUCUCUUUAUCCUCAUCCCUUCUAUUUAUAGAGCACUAAACUUUCAUUAUUAUUUUCAUGCCCGCCCUAAUGAUCCUCUGGUUUACCUUGGUGUGUGGGGUUUUGUUGUCACCAUGUUUGCCAUUGGGCUGGCCAUUGGAGUCAUCAUUGCUGUGGGAAUGCUGUUCUACAUACAGAUACGAAGUGUCUUAAAAAAUGAGACCGGCAUUGAAUCCUGGAUAAUAGACAAGGCUCUGGAUAGGGACAGAGAAGAAGAGGAAGGGGAGUUUAUCUACCCAUACAACCUGGGCUGGAAGGAAAACUUGAGACAGGUGUUUACCUGGACUGGUAGACCCAAGUCAAAUGGGAUCAGGUGGGAUGUGGCUCACGGCUGCCAUCAGUUCUCUCUGACAAUGGAGCAAGUGAUGCAGAAAAGAGAAAAAAGGGAGAGAACUAUAGAGUACAUGAUAACAGAGAAAUAUUCUGGCUCUUUGUUUCCUAUAACAAAAGGAGUGAGAACUGGUUGUUGUGUGCCAUGCACUGAUGAGCCCAGGAUCAGUGUAGAUAUAGGGGACAGAGUUUUAGUCACCAGGUGGAAAAAGAGGUGGUUGUAUGGUUGUAAGAUAGCUGCUGAGGUCAUUGAAGGUCAUACAGUGACAAAACGUUUACGAGGAUGGUUCCCUAGAAGCUGUGCAAUACAAGUGAUUGAUGACAAUAUGAAUGAUGACAAUAUGAAUGACAAAAAGGAUUCUUAGUGUCAGUUAUUUAUUUUAACAGAACAAAUGAUAGGAUGCAUUCCAUUAUAUUUACUUUCAUUUUUAUUCUUCCAUUUUUUUAAAAUAAAUAUGUUUUACUUUAUCAUCAAAAUGUGAAAAUCAAUUUGAACAAUCAAAAGAAUAUAUUUUGUGCUGAUUUUUUACACUAUUCUUUUAUUUACUUAGUUCAGCUCAGUUCACUGUAACAUAAUGUAUUAUUAAAAAAAGUUUUUCCUUCAUCAUAGACCUAAAAAAUGAACAAUUACAUUUUUUUCUUGUUUUAAACAGAGAGUUAUGUUACUUUAAAAU
Physella acuta is the source of this 1624-nucleotide messenger RNA. Its product is annotated as palmitoyltransferase ZDHHC6-like. The record is from RefSeq and is a predicted model, not a curated record. Gene Ontology annotation, molecular function: palmitoyltransferase activity. NCBI's taxonomy places the organism in Eukaryota, Metazoa, Mollusca, Gastropoda, Physidae.